Molecule: messenger RNA, 5452 nt
Organism: Glossina fuscipes
Lineage: Eukaryota; Metazoa; Arthropoda; Insecta; Diptera; Glossinidae
Product: dentin sialophosphoprotein-like
Exons: 2
Coding region: 1-5379 (1792 amino acids)
Source: RefSeq, a predicted model, not a curated record
AUGUUAAUAAAUCCGUUAAACUGGUUUACAGGGUGGCUGACAAUUGCACUUUUGCAAGGCAAUCUCCCUGCAUUGAAUACUGUCCAAGCCUUACCAAUUGAUAACUUGGAAAAUCCGAUAAAACAAUUACAACUAAAUCUCGAUAUCGUCAGCCAACAAUUAAAACAGAUUGCAAAAGAAACUGAGGCAUGCAAGCAUGCAUCUAAUUCAACAGGCCUUAAUAAGACCGCCGAUCACAAUAUAACCGAUAUAACUCAAUUGCUGGAAAACACUAUUUCCUUAGAUCGAAAUAUAUCACAUUUAGAUGAGGAGAAAGGAAACUUGUCAAGUUCUUCUAAAAAUCAAUCGUCCAACUAUCCGGCAAAUGAGGAAAAUGUGAUAAGAAACAUAAGAUCAGCAAAUGCUAAACAACACCAUACAAAUGCAACAGCAUCGCUUGCAAAAUCUAAGAAAAGAGAAGAAUCUUUCGUUGCUUCCGCGACGAACGAAAAUGUCCCAAAUGCAACGGAUGAAACUAAUCAAAAUGAUCGUCAAAUUGAUAACUUUGCCAGUUUUACUCGAACCGAUCCCGCAUAUGCUGGAGCAGAUCGUCAAAGUUUAUACAGUAACGCGGAAGCAGCGUAUACGAUAAGUGAAAAUGCAAAUAGAUUUGAAGAGACCCAUAUGUCGCUCAUCGACAAACCGAUGCAAAUUUCUGGAAAUCAGCAAACCUCAACGGGAAACACACAAGCAAGUAAUGUUAUUCAUCGAUCGCAUCAUAAUGUAUCGUUUAGUAGGCCCCAAAAAGUUUAUAGCAGUUUAGAUGACUUCGAAAAUAAUACUGAGACAAAUGGAAUUGAAUCGUUCAAUGCGCAAGAAGAAAGAUCCAGUUAUGACAGUUUCGAACAAUCGGAUCCUUUAAGGCUUGCUAUCAAUCAAACGCGAAAUCUAAAUGCAACAAAUGCCACUGGCGUCACAAAGUCAACUCUCUCGUCUAAACCUUGCCAUGCUGCCAGCAGUGAUGAAAAUAUGUCAAUAAGUAGUGAAAUAAAACAACAAAAUUUAACUAGAAUCGAGAGAGCAAUAAAUGAAACAUUAGCGUCGAACGUAAAUGCAUCACUUGAGAUUUCUCAAAAGACCAACAAUGAUAGUGGACCGCUAAACGCAUCAAAUGUAACACGUACCGACAAUGAAACUACAACGCCAGCUAACUUAGAUGGCGAUAGCUAUUCGACAUUGAACUCGAAUCAAUUGAAGAACUUUAUUAUAUCUAGUCAAAGCAAAUGUGCGACCGAACAGAUUGUAACAGUUCAAGAGCCACUCGGUGACGCUAAUUUUCAAGAAACUGAUCUCUUAGGUUUUCUGUUAAAUCAAACAUUAAAUGCAACAAAUUCGAGGCGCAAUCCGGGACCGUAUCAUAAGACUUUGCCACUUCCGCCGAGAAAAAGGAAUGAUAAUUACGACGAAGAUGAUGUAGAAGAAUCCGAGAGCGAAAUCGACGCUAGUAAGGAAGCAAAUGUUGCCGAAAAUGCCGAAAAUGCCGAAAAUGCCGAAAAAUCAACCGCAACAGAUACAUGGGAAGAGAAACCAUCGAGCAAAAGUGUUGAAAACGACGAUUCCGAGAGUUCGACAGAAAGUGUUGGAACAAUUGGACAAAAUUUGACUGCCAACACUGUAGCAAAUGUCACCGAUGUAACAGAUGUUAAUAUGUCAAAUAAUGACUCUGAGGAAACGCGCAGCGACAUCAGUGAUGAGAAUUUGGACGAAAAUACAACCGAGCAACAGAAUUCCGCCCCGAAUACUGAGUUAAUAAGCAAUGCAACUGAUUCAAAUACGACCUAUGUCACCAAUGGCACCAAGGCAUCGCUAAACGAAUCCGUUUCACAUUCUUCUAUCAAUAUCACAGCCAACGAACAAAAUUCAACUACGAACUUGGAAGCAAUUGACGACAGUCCAGAACAUCUAAAUACCGUCAAUUAUGCAGGAUUUGAAGAAAUGAGUCUCUUUGAGUUUUUAGUAACCCAAUUAACUAAAAAUUUGACAGCAAAACAUGCGAAAAAUGCAAGUCAUGCUGCAAGCCUAGCUACAUCUGCCAAUUUAAAAACGAAAACUGCAAAUACAGAAAAUGUAGCGACAACAUCUUUCAAUGAAUCUCAGGCACAUGAUACCACCAAUUUGACAUUAGAAACUAAACCGUCAAUAGAUGACGUGGCAUCAAAAAUUGAGGAACAGCAAAAUGAACCGGUGACACUUUACGAUGUUGCCGCUUUUCGCGAAGAUAAACCCAACAACGUAAUUUCUACGGGAAUUGAACAAAAUUCAACUGUAAAACCAGCAGCAAUUAAUGCGAGCAAAAGUGGAUCACACAUUGCUUCCAGUUUUGCGGAAAAUGAGCCGGUAACUGCUUUAUCAAAACAAGAAAAUUUAAAUCUAACUGCAAGAGCAACGGAAAGUCCAAACUCUUCUACACUCACUGUAGGCUCACAACAAUUAUUUAACAGUGAUGAAGACGAAGCAGGGGGUAAGGUGAACAUAGAUGAUGAGACUCGAAAAGUGAACGAUUACACUAGUUUUAGAGAAAUGGAAGUUUUAAAGAAUUUGGUAAAUGAUAUAGUGAAGAAUUUAGGAUCGAAAGACAAUUCAACAAACAUGAAACAUUCGGCUAAGAAAACAAACAUGACACAUUUAGCGAAUAACAAAAACGAAACAUUAAAGGCAUUGGAUGGAACUCUGCCAGGAAAAGCGGGCCAAGCAGGUGCAGGUAACAUUACAAAGGGACCUAAAGGACUUGUCGAGACUGAUACUGACGAUGAAAUCGCGGGAGUAUUCAAACUUAACAAAAUCAAGCCAGUUAUUGCGUCAAAUCAACAAGCAACAAACUCAACACCUGACACAAAUCAAACUGCAUCGCUGAAUGCAUCCUAUACGACAAACGUAACUAAUACGACAAGUGAAAGUGUAGCAGCAUCAAAUACCUCAAGCGUGCUCGGCGAAACUAUGGAAAUAGCAAAUGCCACAAAUCCAACCAACGAAACCACAGCAACAGAAGACGCAAUAGGGUCGGCUAACAAAAGUGUAGUUGCAGAAAAUGCUCCUGGGCCAAGAAACGAAAGUGUAGCAACAGCAGAUGAAACAGAAUCGGCCAACAACAAUAAUGUAAUAAUUGAAAAUGCUCCAGAGUCAGGAAACAAGAGCCUAGCAAUAGAAAAUGCCACAGAUCCAACCAACGAAAGUACAGCAACAGAAGAUGCAACAGGAUCGGCCAACAAAAGUGCAACAGCAGAGAGUGCUUCAGAAUCAAGAAACGAAACUGUAGCAACGGAAAGUGAAACAGAAGCGACCACAGGUAGUGUAGCAACGCAAAACAUAACAAAUCCUGCAGCAAACGCAACAAGCGGAACCAGUGAAAGCGUACAGCAAGCAAAUACAACGGACGUGGCCAACGAGACUAUGUCCACAGCAAAUAAAACAAACUCUAAUAACGAAACUGUCAAUGCGUCAGAUUCAAUCGAAAGCGAAAGUAUAAUGGCAGCAAAUGCAGCAAACUCAGCAAAUGAAACAAUUGGGAAUAAAGUCAGCGAACUCGCAGCAAUUCCAACAAACGUUAGCAAAGAUAUAGCGCCAGCAACAAACGCAAUCGUCGAAAGUGUCCCGAUUGCUGAAUCCCAGACAAUUCAGAGUUUUGCAAGUUUUGCAGAAAAUAACCCAAUAACCACUUUUGUAACUCAAGCCGUUAAAAAUGAAACAAAUGCGAUAAACGAAACUGUACUAUGUGAUAGUCCUCAAGAAGCCCUCAAGCCAAAGUGUGUUGCAGCAGAUCAACAAAAUUUCACUCAAAAUACGGAAAUGAUAAACGUAAACAGCACGAGUAAGGAAACUUGCUCGUGUAGUGCACAUCACAACAAAGUUUCUCCCAUAAGAAGCUUUGUUGAAAAAGAAUCUUUCGCUACCUUGAAAAAUCCAAGUGUUGACGUAGAAGAGACGUUGGCAUUUGGAGAAUUGAAAAGAAACCAGGAAACUCAUCAUAAGGAUAUUCUUGUAGAGGAAAAUAAUGCAAACAAUCAUUCAAUUGCCGCUCGAUUAGGCGACCUUCAAAACUCGACUACCAACAAAACUGAUAUGCUGUCAAACGUGCCUUACGAUACCUCGAAAAUCGCUGAAGAUGUUACAAUAGACAGUUCUACAUACCUACCCAUUUCAGUUACUAGCGAAGAAGCACUACAUUCACUGCGUACCUCCACAAAAAACCAAUCCAGUGAGGCCUCUGCGACAAGUACCCUCGCAGCAAAGCCAACAACUUCAGACAAUCAAACCAAACCACUUAACGGCACUGAAGAGGCGAAAAUCAGCGAAAAUUUAAAACUAACUGCUUUUCAAACUAAUUCAUCGGCAGAGGAAUAUCAUGUACAUGAUGCAAGCUCGUCUUCAAAUGGCUUUCGUAGUUUUGCUCAAAACGAACGACGUUUCGCUGAAAAGACAAAAGCGACCAAUGCAACUGCGCACAACAUGCACGUUAGUAUGAAAAUAGGUCGUAGACCACAGGGCGAGCAAAUUCCCUCGGAAAGUUUCCGAUUUAAAGCUGACAGCGACUUUUAUCGAGCACCACAUUUUCUCUAUAUGGAUCAAGCAAUAAAAACAGCGAAAAAUCCUUUAGCAAAUGCCAGCACAAUACACGCGAAGGAAGAAGAAACAAAUGCAACACUUCUCAUUAAAAACGUGACCAACAGUUGUUGUCAUGCAAAUUGUAGUUCGACUAUGGGAUGCGAAAAUUUAAAGGUCGAAGAACUUUUAAAUACUACGGACCAAAUAAACAUGACUAGCAGCGCGACUGAAACUGCAAGCUUGACAAGUUCCUUAUCGGAAGCUUCGAACGACACCGUUCAAGUCAAACAAGCUGCCGAAAAGACUUUUGUGGAAGAGGCUGAAUCGAUGGGAGAUAAGCUCUCAGCCAUGGACCAAAACACGCAAGAUUUGAAAGAAAAUUCCCGACCGGAAAGUUCGUCGGCGUUGCAUAAUAUCGAAUUCUUGAAGAUAGCACAAAAUCUUGCCUAUGAAUUUGCUAGAGGCGAAAAUCAAAUAACCGAAGAAGAGUUUGGAAGAGUAGCGAAAUUUCAAGACGAUGAGGAAGGCGAGUUCAGUGUCGAUGAAGACACGAAGAGUAUAACCGAUGAAGAUGGUCGUGAAUCACGCACUCUUGAAGAUGAAAGCGACUAUACAUCUGGCCAAGUAGCCGUCGAAUUAAGCGCAGAUGUUGAGGAAACUACUACCAUAGAUGCUGCGGAAUCGAUUGAGCCCGAAGAAUCCAUGUACAGGGAACGUGCUCCACGUAAGCUAAAACAUCAUCGCAAUUUAGAUGGUGUCGAAAUGUUCUACGGAUACUCAAGCGUUAAACAUAAUUAAACAUUAUUGAGCGUUUCCUUGCAAGAAGAGCUAAAGACUCUCUUAUAAAUCACAUUAUAUUAUAUAAGUAUAU